AUAUUUCAUGUUUUUAUGUCUGAAUUUUUAGCACUCAGUGUUUGGAAAUGGAAAUUCAAUUCUAGGAAAUGUUUUCAGCAAUUACCAUAUGUCUUUACCUCUUAACAAAGUGCUGCUUAUGUGGAUGAUAAUGUAAAGGUUGUGUAGGAAAUAAUGUCUUACCAAAACACACAGCCACAACAGCUCAUACACAUUGUUUUCACACUUCAUCAAGCUCAAAUCAAAAUGAAGGAAAGAAAAAUCCAAAUGAAAAUGACAAAGAUGAUAAGAUUCCCAUGUUUCCACGUCUUUUCAUUUGGGUUGGAAUGAUUGUUGCUAGCUACACAAUGCUUCGACUUAUAAGUGGGACCGAUUCUAGUGUGUAUCAUUUCAUCUCGUGGAAUGAGUUUUACCAUGACAUGUUGGCUAAAGGUGAGGUUCAAGAAGUGGUCAUCCAUCCUGAAGGUGAAAUGGCAAUUAUUCGGAUAUAUGAAGGUGCUAUAAUCAAAGGAAAACCAGCUGACUCUAAUUUAUUUGCUAUGAAAAUCCCUGAUCCAAAUAAUUUUGAAGAGAAGAUCAGAAAAGCUGAAAAAGAUCUCCAUAUCGGGAAUUCAGAUAAAAUUUCAGUUUCUUAUCACCGAGAUAGUUCUUGGACGCCUUUGAUUUUCAUGGGUAUUAUUACACUAGUUGUGUUCCUACUUGCACGCAACAUGACUAAAGUGACUUCUUUUCCAAACCCAUCUGACAUGUUUGCAAAUGAGCGGAAAGCAAGGUAUGUAAGAGUUGAUGCACUUGGUCAGAAAGCCAAGAAAGUUAACUUUAAAGAUGUGGCUGGUUUAAAAGAAGCUAAAAUGGAAAUUAUGGAAUUUGUUGACUACCUCAGAUCCACCAAAAGAUUUAAGGAUCUUGGUGGGAAAAUUCCAAAAGGAGCUUUGUUGUUAGGACCUCCAGGAUGUGGUAAAACCCUGCUAGCUAGGGCUGUAGCUACUGAAGCUAAGGUUCCAUUUCUGGCUUUGGCUGGAUCAGAAUUUGUGGAAGUUCUUGGAGGCCUUGGUGCUGCUCGUGUUAGAGACCUCUUUAAAGAAGCCCGAAAGAAAGCUCCUUGCAUCAUCUACAUUGAUGAAAUUGAUGCUAUUGGACGGAAAAGAGGAGGCAGCCAGAUGGGUUCUAAUGUUGAAGAAGAACAUACGCUGAACCAACUUCUUGUAGAAAUGGACGGCAUGGGCACUCAGGAAGGUGUUAUAAUGAUAGCUGCAACUAAUAGAGCAGACAUUUUAGAUAAGGCUCUGUUACGACCUGGUCGAUUUGACAGACACAUCACAAUUGAUUUGCCAACCCUGAUGGAACGACUUGAAAUUUUUGAAAUGUAUUUGAAAAAGUUAAAAUUAUCUGAAGACCUAAAUAUUAGUUCUUUAAAAUUGGCUCAGCUCACGCCUGGAAUGACUGGAGCUGAUAUUGCCAAUAUUUGCAAUGAAGCGGCUCUCCAUGCCGCUAGAUAUGGCAAGAAGGCAGUCGACAGAGUGGAUUUCGAUUAUGCAAUUGAAAGAGCAGUUGUAGGUGUGGCAAAGAGAAGUAGGCUAUUAUCUCCUAAUGAAAAACAUGUUGUGGCUUAUCAUGAAUGUGGACAUGCUUUGGUUGGCUGGUUAUUAAAAUAUACUGAUGCCCUCUUAAAGAUAUCAAUAGUUCCCCGAACAAACAGUUCAAUGGGAUUUAUUCAGUACACACCGUCUGACCAGAAACUUUAUUCUACAGAGGAGUUAUUUGAAAGAAUGUCUAUGGCUCUCGGUGGACGAGCAGCAGAAGCGAUUAUUUUCAACCAUGCCACUACAGGUGCUCAAGAUGAUCUGAAAAGAGUAACAAAAUUAGCGUAUGAUCAAAUCCAAUCUUAUGGCAUGAAUAAACGUCUUGGAUAUUUGUCAUUUCCAAAUGAACAAGAAAAGGGGAUGAAAACAAAACCAUACAGUAAGAAAUUAGCAGCAUUAAUUGAUGAGGAAGCAAAGAAACUUGUCGCUCAAGCUUACCAACAUGCUGAGAAUGUUCUCAUGAAGAACAAAGAUAAACUUCAUGUGCUAGCAAAAGCUUUAUUAGAGAAAGAAGUAUUAACCUAUGAAGAUAUUGAAUUAUUAAUUGGUCCACCUCCAUACGGAAAGAAAGAAACCAUAGAACAGAAUAUUCUGGGAGGGAAAGACACUCCCUGAAUGGAACAAUCCAAAGACUAGAGACCAAAUUUUCUUAGCCUGUUUGUUAUGAAGUGUUUUAAAUAUAGGAAUAAAAUUUAUUUAUUUAAGAAAAA
Octopus sinensis (East Asian common octopus) is the source of this 2272-nucleotide messenger RNA. Its product is annotated as paraplegin. Gene Ontology annotation, cellular component: membrane; m-AAA complex. Lineage: Eukaryota; Metazoa; Mollusca; Cephalopoda; Octopoda; Octopodidae. Gene Ontology annotation, molecular function: metalloendopeptidase activity; ATP-dependent peptidase activity; ATP binding. The transcript is spliced from 19 exons. Bases 276 to 2177 code for a protein of 633 amino acids. The record is from RefSeq and is a predicted model, not a curated record. Gene Ontology annotation, biological process: protein-containing complex assembly; mitochondrial protein processing.